Molecule: messenger RNA, 1647 nt
Organism: Cylicocyclus nassatus
Lineage: Eukaryota; Metazoa; Nematoda; Chromadorea; Rhabditida; Strongylidae
Source: the annotation of a GenBank genome assembly
AUGCCGCAAAUCCGAUUGGCAAACGCUCGCAUUAAGCAAAAUAUCGGGUUCAUGAGUAACACGCCUUCUCGUAUCAUCUACAUGGAUGAUGGGUUCUCGGUAACCCAUGCUGGUAUGAUAUCACUCCUCGAUAGCCAAACCCAUCCGGCUCAUGGAGAAACGAGCAUUCUCAAGAUGAAAACCACUAUUGAUGCGAUCCAGAAUCCCACUCGUCGUGCAUUGACGUCGCGAUUUGACUGGCGACCGUUUUUGAAACGUGGUGGUGCUGAGAGACGUAUCGCUGAGAUUGGCGCUCGACCCAGGAUGAAUGGUGUAAGCGCUUUUACUGUCACUUUCGAUCGAGUGACACGAAGUGACGUCAUCAGUGCUAAAUCCGAACAUGAGACAUUGCGUUUGAGCUAUACUGAUAACGGAGAAUUGGAGAGCAUAGCUCAAGAAGGAGUGAUGGAUUUGGAACCGGCAUAUCGUCUAGCAAAUCUGAGCAUCCACCAUGAUUCGUUGGGUAAAAGAAAUGAGCUGAUUUGGGGUAAUCGUACUACUCAAGUUACCUACGAUCGGCAAAAUCGUAUUGUUGAACGUACAGUGAAGGGCGGAGUCACUGCGAAAUUUAUGUAUACCAAGGAGUUACGCCAUCCAAGUACUGUAGAGUUGCCAGUAGGAUUGAAAUACUCGUUGAAGUUUGAUUCUCGUGGACGUCUCCGUGAAAUAACGACACCAGCAGCAGAAACUCACCAUUUUUCUGCAACCCCUUUUGGAAGUGGAUUAGUGAUCAAAAGAAGGAUACCAUUUACCAAAAAAGCCUUCGUAGCGGCUGAGGACAGUGAUGGAAAAUUGUUGGAGUGGGUGACCGCGGACGAACAACAUCAUGUUCUUCGAGAAUACGAUCAAUAUGGACGAGUUGUCAGGGAGAUGUAUGAUGGAAGCACGACUAAAUAUGUCUAUCAAGCGGACCAUGCUGUAGCAGUCACGUCACCUGAGCAUACUACCGUACAGCCAUGCAAGAAAUUCAAGCCUAAAUCACCUGGAGAAGCACGAAAAAAUAGUAUAGCGACAGCUCACCUAGAGCCGCCCCCCAAUGGAGCCUGCUAUGUUGGUCGUUUACCAGAUGAAAUUGUCGAUCCACCAAUCCUCAUCAGCUCAUCAGUGCAAGUCAUCGGUGCAAGCUCUCAGUGUCCCAUCAACAAGGCAGUCGUGGUAGAGCAGCGUAAUGAUACGACUGUGACUCUAGUAGAAGGCUCAACUGGCGCUUGUAUAGGCUAUCUGACGCUGAGAUUCAACCCUGACAAGGCACCUUCAGCUGUACCACAUCUGCAACACUACGCCCUUCAGGUGACAGAAGAAGCUUCGCCAGUGAUUGAUCGCUGCCACAUCAAUUCGACAUCCUCUGUUGGAGCAGCUGUUUGUGUGAAACGUACUGCGGCAAAACCUAAGGUGAGGCACCGUACAAUCACUGAUUGCGAGAAUGUUGGACAGCAUACUCAUAACAAUCCUAGCAACAUUUUUGACAACAUUCAUUUCAACGUGCUCUCCGGAAUUAUGAUAGUAGUAUUCGUCAUAUUGCUUUCCACGCCAGCGGUUGCACAGGCGGUGGACCGAGAUUUCAAAUUCUUCAGAGAGCGCAGAGAAAACGCGUCCUCUAUGAGGUAG